Messenger RNA from Pelagomonas calceolata, 546 nucleotides. NCBI's taxonomy places the organism in Eukaryota, Pelagophyceae, Pelagomonadales, Pelagomonadaceae. The record is from the annotation of a GenBank genome assembly.
GUUUACUUUUGGCCAGAGAGGCGGAACAGCUAAAAGCCAAGGGGCAGAACAGCGUAAAGCCAUGCUGCAAACCUAUAUUCGGGCUGCCGCGCGCCGCGGCGCCGCGGCGCGCACCGCCACGACCGUGGCGCGCCCCCAGGAAGGCGCUGCCCUCGCUGCUGCACGGCGUUCCACCACAACAGCGGCGCGCGCCUCCAUCGUACACGACAAAUUGGUACUGACGCCGGCCCAGCGCCGCCGCCACAUCUUCAACGAGGCGCUCGCGAUGACGCCCGAGGCCCGCGCGGGCGACGGUCCGCACGUCACGUUCCUCCGGGCGCUCGCGCGGCGCCUGCUCGAUCCCGCGGUGAUGCUACCGCACGGUCGCGUGCACACCGCGUUCGACGCUGAACCCAUGACGCCGGCCGAGGAGCUCGAGCUGGUAGGGGCGGACGUCGGCCGCGUCGGCUGGGAAUACAGAUGAGCGCGCACGCUGGCGCCGCCCCGCACACGGCGGGCGGCAGCCGCUGCGCACUAGUUUAUGUACAUAACAAUGAACUUACAGGA